AUGAACGUGAGCCAGUGCAUGUGCGUCGUCGUGACAGCCGAGCGGCUCGUGGCCGUGUUCUUGCCUUUUAAGUUUCGAGCCGUCGUUCGUCCCAGGCGAGCUUCGAUCGUGGUUUGCUCCUUGUAUUUAUUUUGGCUCGGUGCGACUCUUGUGUACAUCAGGAAGUUCAAUUUUAACUUCAGAUACCUGAGCGCGUAUCAAACGUGUGUGUGCGAUUAUGAUUUAAAACUCAACGGGGAUGAGGUUAUGUUCGACACAGUCUGCACUUGGAUAGCGUGCUACGUGUCGCUCGCAAUAAUCAUCAUAGGGUCUUUAACGAUAUUCACGAAGGUUAAAAGUGCCAGCCGAAGACGAGGGAAAAUGACGUCAUCGAAAACCGCGUCCUGCAGCCGCACGACGAGAACUCUGCUCGCGGUUUGCGGUUUCUUCGGCUGCAUGCAAAUAAUGCGACUUCCGUACACCACGAGCUCCUCUUUCCCAGACCGGGAGACGUUCAUGAUCUACUUUGUCUUCGUGAGGCUGGCCUCGAACUUGAACAGCGCCAGUAAUUUUAUCAUCUACGUCAUUCUCAACAAAAAAUUCAGAAAGAUACUCAAAACGAUGACGUGUUGUGAAAGCUAA
Molecule: messenger RNA, 621 nt
Organism: Lymnaea stagnalis (great pond snail)
Lineage: Eukaryota; Metazoa; Mollusca; Gastropoda; Lymnaeidae
Source: the annotation of a GenBank genome assembly